Molecule: messenger RNA, 1774 nt
Organism: Cicer arietinum (chickpea)
Lineage: Eukaryota; Viridiplantae; Streptophyta; Magnoliopsida; Fabales; Fabaceae
Source: RefSeq, a predicted model, not a curated record
AUGGUGAGAAGAGUGCCUAGAAUGAGAGGUGCCUUUGGUCAGAUUAUUCGUAACAUCAUAGGUGACAGACGUGAUGAUGUAGAGAGAAUUCCACCAACAGCAUCAAACAGACGACGCAACGAAGCAAAUCGUCCUAUUAGGCAGCGUCGUCGAAGACAACAGGAGGUUCAGGACGAUGAUGUUGACUCCACCGAGCAUGCACAUAUGGAGGAGGAUGUCCCUCAGCCGCCACAGAUGGAGCAGACCGCUGAUGAUACUCCUGAUACUUCUGCACAUCCUGACGCUGAUGAGUCCGAUGAUGCUGAUGAUAUUGAUGAGCAGGAUCAGCAGACGGGAUUUCCCGGAGGACCGACAGUGACAUCUUUGUUGACACAGUAUGAGCAUCACGUGGCUCGGAGGUUAUGGGAAGGAGAGGAUCGUGGAUCACUAAAGGUAAUUACUCACGGAUUGAAAUUGAAGAAGUUUGCAGAAGUUCCUAUGCCAGCUCCUGUAGAGCAUUGGAUUCAGGAAUCUGGGCUGAUGCAUCUAUCUUCAGGCUACCUCACAAUGGCGGAUGCUGGUCUGAUAUCGGCAUUUGUUGAAAGAUGGCACCGAGAGACCAGCUCAUUUCAUCUGCCAUUUGGAGAGAUGACGAUCACCUUAGAUGAUGUUGCGACUCUCCUUCACAUCUCACCGCAUGGUAAAUUUUUUAAUGCACCUUUGAAUAUGAAUACUAAUAAUGUUGUAAGAGCUGCACAUGAGUACUUAGGUGCAACAUGGGAGGAAGCAUGUGUUGAGAUUAGUUAUAAUAAACGUGCCCAAUAUCGAUUGCAAUGGUUGCGUGAUUUGUAUAGCCGUCUCAUUCAAACUAACCAGUUUGAGUGUGCGGCUAGAACAUAUCUGUUGCACUUAGUUGGCUGCACUAUUUUCGCCGAUAAAACACAUGCGCGUGUUGAGGCGAAAUACAUUUCUCUUUUUAUUGAUUUACAUCGUUGUCGAGACUACUUGUGGGCUUCCGCGGCAUUAGUUUUCCUUUAUGACAACUUGGAAGAUGGAGCUAUCCACGACACUCGACAGCUGGGAGGUUACAUGAGCCUACUGCAGUGUUGGAUUUACGAGCACUUCCCUAGGAUCUGUAAGCGGGGUGAUAGAGGAGCGGUUCCUGCGCAUCGGCCAAGAGCAUGUAGGUGGACUGCAAAACAUGCUGUUGAAGGUGGAUUGAUGGCAUAUCGUCAGAGACUUGAUGGAUUGUUGCUCGAGGAUGUAGUGUUUACACCGUAUGAUGAUGAUCGAGCUAAUCAUCCGUUUGUAUCGGUUUCGAUGUUUUCUGGAUAUCUUCGAUGUGGUGGAGUCUCAGUCCCAUAUUUGCCAGAGCGAUGUCUCCGACAGUUUGGUCGUAUUCAGUGCAUUCCGCGGGACGUUCCUCCGAUGCCGGACAGUGUAGAUUGGGUGUGGCAGAGUACUAUGAGAUCAUCUGUAGAGACCUUUCGGAGACUAUAUCAUGUUGCCACUUUUCCUGGAGAGGUCACUGCAGACUACUAUGCAUGGUACAUUAGUGUUUCACAUCCUCUGAUUCUCCCUCCAUCCACCGUUGCACCUUCGAGUCCACAUACUACUGUUGCUGCCCAUGCUGGUCCAUCAUCGUCUGCACAUGCUGGUAUAGACCCUAGAGAUCUUAGAGACCGUAGAGCAGCUGAGCUUGCACAUAAGGCCUUAAAUAUGGUAAGACCAUUUAGUGAGAUUCAUGAAACAUUGAGUGAAUUAUGUCGCUUGUAUGACGAUUAGUUAUUGUGUU